AGAUAGAGGUUGUUUAUUAUGCCAUAAAAUAUCACAUUAGUUUAGUUUAUAAAAACAUUCUUCCAACUCUUAAAUUCCCUCUAUCUUUCAAUAUUAACUCGCUUUGUAAAAUUAAGAGCAUAGCAAAAAAUGGGACGUGCCCCCCAACCAGAUUCAACUGAUCAACAAUAUGAUCAACCACCUCACUAUCCACCACCACCACCACCACAACCUAACCAUGCCUAUGCCCCUCAACCACCUCAUUAUCCACCAGUACAAGCUCCUCCGUCUCGACCUCCACCUACUUAUCCGCCGCAGCCUGUGCAGUUCCCGCCUCAGCCUGCAGCAUACCCGCCACCGCAAGCUCAGCCUUUUCAUCAGAACGCUUACCAUGCACCUCAGCCACAUGGAGCGUCGUUCCCUGUACAAAAUAAUGCCGGACAAGGGUACAAUACGGUGGCGUCGCCAUAUAAUCCGUCACCGGCGGCAGGGCAGGGGUUUCCAUUUGCACAACAACAGUACAAUGAGGGUUGGCGAACUGGGCUAUUCGAUUGCAUGGAUGAUCCCAUGAAUGCUGUGAUUACAGCUUGUUUGCCAUGCGUCACAUUUGGGCAGGUUGCAGAAAUCAUUGACAAUGGCCAUACCUCAUGCGCGACCAGCGGUCUGCUGUAUGGUUUGGUGGCAGCGUUGAUAGGGUGUCCAUGCAUAAUGUCAUGCAGCUACAGAACCAAGCUUAGGGCAAAGUAUGGACUGAUGGAGGCACCAGCACCGGACUGGCUCACUCAUUGCUUUUGUGAAUGGUGUGCUCUUUGUCAAGAAUAUAGAGAGCUUCACAACAGAGGCCUUGAUCCUGCAAUUGGAUGGCAAGGGAAUAUGAACAUGCAGCAGCAACAGCCUCAAGUGGCUAUGAUGCCUCCGGGGAACCAAAAAAUGAUGCAUCAAUAAAUUUGUAUAAAAAAUGUUAAAUUAUUUUGCUUAAUGGCAAAAAAAACCCAAACCUUUACGACUUGUUACAAUUAUAUCCAAACCUUUUAAUUUUUGUAAUAAAAUCCAAAUUGCACUUUUUAUGUGAAUUUUUUUGAGUUUUUUGGCAUUUUUUUGGACUUUUACUAUAUUAUUAUACAUCAAAACAUAAUAAUAGCCUAAUAUCUUAAUUGAAAACAACAAGUUUAGCCAUCAAUUGGACUAUUAUUGCUACAAAAAAUGCAAUUUGGAUAUUAUUGCAACAAAAAAAUACAAUUUGGAUAUUAUUGCAAAAAUUAAAAGGUUUGGAUAUAAUUGCAAUAAGUCGUAAAGGUUUGGGUUUUUUUUACCAUUAGGCCAAAUUAUUUCUUCAUUUUUAUUUUUUAAUUUUAAAUUUUAAAUUUGAGAGUUAAUUCCAAUUUCAAGACCAACCAUUGAUGGUGUAAGAUUAUAAAUGUAGUUGGUAUAGUGGGAGAUGAUUGUAUUUUUCUAAUUUUAUGUUGUUCUUCCUGCUUGCCAUCGGCUUUGUUAAAGAGACGAGAAUAACUGCUCAUCACAAAUUGAUAGUGUAAUAUCGCUUCUUCAAUGAUCUAUAGUUAAACUUUUUCUCUAA
This is a messenger RNA of Mercurialis annua (annual mercury), 1555 nucleotides long. Its product is annotated as protein PLANT CADMIUM RESISTANCE 4-like. The transcript has 4 exons. Bases 130 to 924 code for a protein of 264 amino acids. The record is from RefSeq and is a predicted model, not a curated record. NCBI's taxonomy places the organism in Eukaryota, Viridiplantae, Streptophyta, Magnoliopsida, Malpighiales, Euphorbiaceae.